UCCGCGUGCCACAGUAGCGGAAAAAGCGACCAGCCAUUCAUGCUCGCGCGAACGUCUCUGUCAGGUUACUAUGCUACCGUCCUGUCGUGUCUCGAGCCGAUGCUACCUGAGGGCGUCCUUUCUUCCCGGAGAACAGCAUUUACAGGCUGUGUUCGCAGCGAACAAGUUACACCGGAGUGCUCGCAUUAUGAUUGUACUGAAGUUUGAAAGUAAUGCCCGAGGAUGCUAAGUCGCCUGGCAAGCCCUCGUUGUGCGAAGGAGCGCGCAUCCUUUGUGCGUUCAUUCAUCAGCUGCUGCCCUGCUGCUUUGUUUUAAAGACAGGCGGUGGUCAGCCGCGUGGAGCUCAGCUGGAGGGUGAGCUGGUUAAAAUGAGCCUGCAUGGAGCCAGCGGAGGACCCCUGGACCACCUCAGGGAGACGCGGCGUUCUGGAGAUCGCUCCAGGGAUUCUUCACACGAGAGGGGUGAAGGACAGCUGACCCCCUGCAUCAGGAACGUCACCUCACCCAUUCGCCAGCACCUCACUGACCGUGAACGGGAUUCUGGCUGCUCAUCGCGCUCCACAAGUCCCAGGCCUCAGAAAUCAUGCACCUCCAUCCUGUUCUAUGGCGACUCCCACAGUAAAACCCACAGCUCUGACAUGAUCUACAUGUGUGAAAACGUCAAGGAGGGACCCCGCAGUUUGAGGACUGCAGAGAGAGUUACUCUGAUUGUAGAUAACACGCGUUUUGUUGUCGACCCAUCCAUCUUUACUGCCCAACCCAACACUAUGCUCGGCAGGAUGUUCGGAUCUGGACGGGAACACAACUUCACACGUCCUAAUGAAAAGGGAGAGUAUGAGGUUGCUGAGGGAAUCAGCUCCACCAUGUUCAGAGCCAUUUUGGAUUACUACAAAUCAGGGAUAAUCCGUUGCCCUGAUGGGAUAUCCAUCCCGGAGCUGAGAGAGGCAUGCGACUACCUUUGCAUCGCCUUCGACUACAGCACCAUCAAGUGCAGAGACCUCAGUGCGCUCAUGCAUGAGCUGUCUAAUGAUGGCGCCCGCCGGCAGUUUGAGUUCUAUCUGGAAGAGAUGGUGCUGCCCCUGAUGGUGGCCAGCGCUCAGAGCGGGGAGAGGGAGUGUCACGUGGUGGUGCUGACGGAUGACGACGUGGUCGACUGGGAUGAAGAAUAUCCGCCGCAAAUGGGAGAGGAAUACUCACAGAUUAUAUACAGCACCAAACUAUACCGAUUCUUCAAAUACAUUGAAAACCGAGAUGUUGCCAAGUCUGUGCUGAAGGACAGAGGACUGAAGAAAAUUCGAUUAGGCAUCGAAGGUAUGAAACUGCAGACAAAAAAGAUUUCACUCGGCUGCUUCACCCAAAAAUGAAAAUAAUUUUUUUUU
Pimephales promelas (fathead minnow) is the source of this 1379-nucleotide messenger RNA. Lineage: Eukaryota; Metazoa; Chordata; Actinopteri; Cypriniformes; Leuciscidae. The record is from RefSeq and is a predicted model, not a curated record.